AUAUUUCUAAGGGAUAAUAAUUGACAUAUCUUCUUCAAGUUCUAAAUUAAAACUCAGGACAUGCCUAAGUCAUCAAGUUCUAGAGAAGGAGUUUAUCCACAAGCAUCAAGAUCUUCCCUCUCCGAGCAGAUUCGCAUUGGGGAAAUUUUCUGUGUUUUAUUUGUCCAAUGAAAACACUUCACCACAGUUACAGCAAAACUUAAAUGUUAAAUUUUAUCUUAUUCAGAAAUUAUUUUUACUUGAAGGCUGUAUAUUCUACUCUGCAGUAAAGCUACAAUCAUAAUUAAACAAUGGAGUUGAUGCGUGAUACGAAAACUCAGCAUGCCUGGGGAAUGACUGAGUUCCACAAUCAUCAUACUGACUUGGCAAAACGUAAUGUUUCUAAGCAAAGACUGAAGCAAAGAGCUGCACCAAUCACACGCAGACAGAGAGAAACCUCACUUCCAGUUUUGUUGGCCUGGUUUGUUGCUGUAGCCAUGGGUCUCCGCUUCAUUAUUAUGGUAACAAUAUGGAGUACUAUAGUCAAGAAUUCAUUAUUGAACCAAGAAGUUCCAACUUCUUUCAAUGGAGAUUACUCUGGCCCGUGUCCGCAGGACUGGAUUUUUUAUAGAAAUAACUGCUACUGGUUUUCAAAUGAGAGCAAAUCCUGGAACCAAAGCCAAGCUUCCUGUAUGUCUAAAAAUUCCAGCCUCCUGAAGAUAUAUAGUAGAGUGGACCAGGAUUUCUUUAAAUUGGUGAAGUCCUAUCAUUGGAUAGGACUGGUACAAACCCCAACAGACAGAACUUGGCGUUGGGAAGAUGGCUCCAUGGUCUCCCCUGACAUACUAAAAAUCGUGACAAUGUGUAACAGCAGCUGUGUUGUCUACGGCUCAAGCUUUAAGGGAUACACAGAAGACUGCUCAACUCCAAACACAUACAUCUGCAUGCGGAAGACUGCGUAAGCACCCAACCAUCCCAUCAAACAGUGGACACAGCAGAAACUACAGCAGUAGAAAAGCUGGAAUCAGAACAGAGAAAACGGAUGAAAAUAAGACUAUUGGAUUUGGACCCUCCAGAACUAAAUGAUAGAGUUCUUCAUGGGCUGUGAACAUGCCCUGUAGCCAAUCACUCCUGAGCCCCUGCCUGCUACUUGGCAGGUGUGACUCAUUGCUUAGCUGCCAUGUCCUACACGUGGAGCAUGACCACGGACAUGACCGGAAGGUCAAGGGAAAUAGACAUUCCUUACAGCCAAUCACAGUGUCUGGUGGGUGAGGAGACUGCCAGAAGUCGCCCUCCUGUUCUCCUCCACCUUAACCUUUAAAACUUGUAACUUGGGCCUGGCGUGGUGGCCUAGUGGCCGGGGUCUCAUAUGGGUGCC
This is a messenger RNA of Ochotona princeps (American pika), 1357 nucleotides long. RefSeq names its product NKG2-D type II integral membrane protein-like. Gene Ontology annotation, molecular function: signaling receptor activity. Gene Ontology annotation, biological process: positive regulation of natural killer cell mediated cytotoxicity. The transcript is spliced from 8 exons. The record is from RefSeq and is a predicted model, not a curated record. Gene Ontology annotation, cellular component: external side of plasma membrane. Lineage: Eukaryota; Metazoa; Chordata; Mammalia; Lagomorpha; Ochotonidae. Bases 291 to 941 code for a protein of 216 amino acids.